AUGGUUUCAAAAAGUGACAUAAGAAACUGCAUUAUUUCUGAUCCUCGUCCUAUUUCUCACAACUAUUUCCAACCUGGUGAUCUCAUCAUUGGUGGCAUUACUUCACUAAUGUUCAUGCCUAUAGAGCUAGAAAGCUUCAUGGAAGAUCCCCAUCUUUCAUUUAUUGAUGAAGUCAUUGCUGGGGAUAGGAUUGUGUUCAACCAGAGAAGGGAAUUGAUAGUUGGAUAUGAUAUUAUAAACUGGGUCACAUUCCCAAACCAAUCCUUCCAACGAGUGAAAGUAGGGAAACUGGAUCCCUGGGUUGAAAAAGAAAAAUUCACCAUUCAUGAUGAAGUCAUCACAUGGCACAGCACUUUCAACCAAACACUACCUGUUUCUGUGUGUACUGAAAGCUGCCUUCCUGGUUAUUUCAAGAAAAAACAGGAAGAGAAGCCAUUUUGCUGCUAUGAUUGUUUUCCAUGCCCCAGAGAGAAAAUAUCAAGACAGAAGGACAUGCGGGAUUGUUCUGAAUGUCCAGAAGAACAAUAUCCAAGCAAGGACAAAGAUUCAUGUCUUCCCAAAAAAAUAUCUUUCUUAUCCUAUGAAGAACCAAUGGGGAUAACUUUAGUCAUUCUGGCACUUUCUCUUUCUUUUUGCACUUUUGGAGUGCUGGCAACAUUUUUGAAGUACCACCAUACGCCCAUUGUCAAGGCCAAUAACCGAAAUCUCACUUAUGUUCUACUCAUCUCCCUCCUUCUCUGCUUCCUUUGCUCACUGCAGUUCCUUGUUGCACCUGGAAAUAUAAUAUGUCUCCUUCGACAAAUUAGCUUUGGCAUCAUCUUCUCAGUGGCCGUGUCUUCUGUGCUGGCAAAAACUAUCACUGUGGUUCUGGCUUUCAUGGCCACCAAGCCAGGAUCCAAGGUGAAGAAAUGGGUGGGAAGAGGCUUGGCCACAUCCAUUGUUCUUACUAGUUCCUUGAUUCAAGCCGGCAUCUGUGCUGUAUGGCUCAUCACAUUUCCCCCUUUCCCUGAAGUAGACAUUUAUUCAGAAUUUGAAGAAAUUGUACUGCAGUGCAAUGAAGGCUCAGCUACCAUGUUCUACUGUGUUCUUGGCUACAUGGGCUUUCUGGCAGCUGCCAGUUUCACAGUAGCUUUUUUCUCCAGGAAGCUCCCAAGCAGUUUUAAUGAGGCCAAAUGUCUCACAUUCAGUACUUUGAUCUUCUGCAGUGUGUGGCUCUCUUUUGUUCCUUCCUACCUGAGCACCAAAGGCAAAUACAUGGUGGCCGUGGAAGUUUUCUCCAUUUUGGCCUCAAGUGCUGGGUUUCUGAUCUGUAUAUAUUUCCCAAAAUGUUAUGUAAUCAUUGUUAGGCCAGAGUUAAAUAAAAGAGAACAACUUAUUAAAAGAAAAAAAUGUUAA
This is a messenger RNA of Pseudonaja textilis, 1395 nucleotides long. Lineage: Eukaryota; Metazoa; Chordata; Lepidosauria; Squamata; Elapidae. The record is from RefSeq and is a predicted model, not a curated record.